Symbiodinium sp. CCMP2592 is the source of this 2232-nucleotide messenger RNA. Lineage: Eukaryota; Dinophyceae; Suessiales; Symbiodiniaceae. The record is from the annotation of a GenBank genome assembly.
AUGCUUCGACCUAGACCCAAGAAGAGCAUCCGGAAGCCGCAGGAUGUAAUCACUGGUGACUCACUGGUGAUCAACUACAGACACACUGAGGGCAGAGAUGUGAGAGGUUUCGCUUGGAGGUACUUUCGCGUGGUCAUACGUGUGCGCCCCCCGCUGGAUCGAGAGCUUUCAUCGCCGGUUUGGCAGCACGUGGUGUCAGUUACCGGGACUUCCCAGAUAUGUCUCUACGAGACAAUAGCGGAGAUGAACGCUGGUGACAGGGCAAGCGGGACUAGUCAGGUAGUGAACACCCAUACAUUCACCUUCGAUCAUGUGUACGACCAAAUUGCUUCCCAGCCAGAUGUAUACACGAGCACGGCGCGAUCCUCCGUCAUGUCGGCCUUGGAUGGAUACAAUGCCACGGUCUUGGCUUAUGGUCCAACCGGCACCGGCAAGACUUACACGAUGGAGGGAUGUCAGGGACAGGAUGGGCAUGGCAUCAUCCCGCGGUCCAUGGAGGACAUCUUCCAGCACAUCCAAGAGGCUCAGAACGGCCAUGCAUCUUUCCAGGUCCGAGCAUCUUAUCUUCAGAUCUAUAACGAAGUCAUCUCCGACCUCCUGAAGCCCGACAGGUCGCAUUUGAUGAUUCGCGAAGACCGGAGGAAGGGCGUUUUCGUUGAAGGUCUCUCCGAGUGGCUCUGCCGGAGCCCUGAUGAGGUGCAGACUCUGAUGGAGCAUGGCUCGUCGGCAAGGGCAACAGCUCAAACUGGUGCCAAUGACACCUCAAGCCGAUCUCAUGCCGUCUUCAUUAUUGUGGUUGAGCAUGAGACCCUGGAGGGCAAACGCACCGGACGGCUGAACUUGGUCGACUUAGCCGGCUCGGAAAGGCCACGCCUUACAGGCGCCACAGGCCAGCGCUUAGAGGAGACGAAGAAGAUCAAUCAAAGCCUGUCAGCUCUGGGCAACGUGAUUUCAGCGCUGACGGAACAGCGUGGCCCUGUUUGCCGACCCCACGUUCCAUACCGGGAUUCGAAACUGACAAGAUUACUGGAGGAUUCUCUCGGUGGAAACUGCCGCACCACAAUGAUGGCCAUGGUUUCGCCAGCUGCGGAAGCCUUCGCGGAAUCUUUGUCCACCCUGAAAUUUGCCCAGCGCGCGAAGGGUGUCGUCACCACUCCGCAGGUGAACGAAGAUCUGGAUCCCAGGACCUUGACCAGGAGGUACGAGGCAGAGAUUCGCCGUUUGCGAAGCGAACUUGCUGAGCGUAGCCAGGAGGUCAAGAGGAGCAUUGGAUCGGACCUCCCUGAGUCUUUCGAUCGGCAUGGCCUGCCUUUAGAGUCAACGGCACCAUUGCGCACGGACCUGGCUGGAAGCCGAGCUUCCAGCGUGUCAGCUGCGAGAGAAGUCGCGGCUGUGGAGGAUGACAAGGCGCAGGUGGGUCGAUACAAGCAGCUUCUCUUGAAGCAGCGGGACAUCAUGAUUGCUUUGACGCAGCGCCUGCACGAACGUGAUGAGACCAUCAUCGGGCUGCAGGCAGAGUUGGACGCACGCGACCGGCACCUGAACGAGCUGAUGCAGCGUGGAGAGCGACAGGCUCUUCGCCUGGCUGCGGCAGAGAAGGCGCUCCAAGCUUCUUCCAAGGCCAACCUGGCCAUCUCUGGUGGCACGGUCGCCAGAUCUGCUGGCAGUGCUUCUGCCACUUCAGGACCGGGGCUGUUUCCCCGACAGCCACCGCCGGUCGCUGUCCAGACAGCCUUACCGGAGGCUCCUCCAUCCCCGAAGGCAUCGUCUCCUCGAGCUGCCGAUUUGGAGUAUCUACCCAGAUACUUGCCAGAAAGUCGGAUCGACUCUCCAACUUCCGACAGGAGCCGCAGAGCUCGUGAACCGAGCACCGUGGUUCCAGCGCCUGGCCUUCUGAGCGCAGACGACAAGGUGCUCGAGCUGACUUCACUUCUAGAAGCGCAACGGCAAGAGAAUCACAGGAUGAAGCUGGAGCUGGAAACUAUGCAAGACUCGAUGCUUCCAUUACGCAGCGCUUCCGUGGCCAGCACAAUGGCUAACAGCUUCAGUCCGGAGGAUUUGGCUGUCCAGCGCACGGAUUUGCUCGGACGAUUCCGUGACCGGCAGCCAUGGACAAAGCCUAACAAUGUGAGCGAAGAUGUUCGGCGGCAUGGAUGGACACAGCCACCAAUGAAGAGCGAAAGCUUCAGGGCAAUGAGACCGAGUGGCGCCAACACAAGAUCCGCAGUCUGA